UCGGGCUAAGGGCUUGGAAGUCGCUCGCAGUCGUUCCAGCCCCCUUCCAAAACCCUAACCCUAGGAGAGAGAGGGGGAAAGAGAGCUAGAGAAGCGGCGACAGAGAUGACGACCCGCUUCAAGAAGAACCGGAAGAAGCGCGGCCACGUGAGCGCCGGGCACGGCCGCAUCGGCAAGCACCGGAAGCACCCCGGAGGCCGCGGUAACGCCGGUGGCAUGCACCACCACCGCAUCCUCUUCGACAAGUAUCACCCCGGGUACUUCGGCAAGGUGGGCAUGCGCUACUUCCACCGCCUCCGCAACAAGUUCUACUGCCCCACCGUCAACGUCGACCGCCUCUGGUCGCUCAUUCCUGACGAUGUCAAGGAGUCCGCCACUGCCGGCAGCGGCAGCUCCGCUCCCCUCAUUGACGUCACCCAGUUCGGCUACUUCAAGGUCCUCGGCAAGGGCAUGCUGCCCCCUUCCAGCCCCGUCGUCGUCAAGGCCAAGCUUGUCUCCAAGAUCGCUGAGAAGAAGAUCAAGGCCGCUGGCGGCGCCGUCCUCCUCACCGCCUGAUCCGAUCCAAUGUACUCUUGUUCGGAGAUCUAGGGUUCUGUUACUUAAUCCUUUGGUUGGUUUCCGAUUUAAAGUUCAGAUUUUGAGAUCUGUUUCAUUUGGAUAUGUGUUGGAGACUUGCUUCAGAUUUCUUAUUCAGGAUCGCUGACGUUUGUUUAAGUGAUGGUAUGAGUUUAUUAAAACUAGAUUUUGAAAAAGUUCAGAGUGUUUUAUGGUGCAAAAUUUCUCCUUUUUGGCCAAA
Elaeis guineensis (African oil palm) is the source of this 796-nucleotide messenger RNA. Its product is annotated as large ribosomal subunit protein uL15x. Gene Ontology annotation, cellular component: ribosome; cytosolic large ribosomal subunit. Gene Ontology annotation, biological process: translation. NCBI's taxonomy places the organism in Eukaryota, Viridiplantae, Streptophyta, Magnoliopsida, Arecales, Arecaceae. The record is from RefSeq and is a predicted model, not a curated record. Gene Ontology annotation, molecular function: structural constituent of ribosome.